AUGACGGAAUCUGAGUGCAGAACUAGACCGUUAACAGCCAACCGUGAAACCCUGAACUGCCACCGUGAAACAUGGUGGCAGUUCUGUGUAAUUGUGCGGGGUAUGAACAAACCACGAGUGGGUCGUCUGCUUGUAAUCGAUGGUGUGAUGGGUCACAAGAUGUUUGCUCACCUUUUAGAGAAAAAUCUCGUUAAUGCGCUGAAAUUUAUCUUAAGCAGUAAGUGGGAUGGGGAAAAGAAGCGUGGACAUCAACUGCGUGGACUGAAACUUCGGGUGAAAUGGAGAACACCAGCUACCUUGAAGAGUUCAGCUCGUCGUAUUGAUGAUGACCUGAUUUUGGGUUAUAAUGAAAGAUGGACCAAUGGGCAUAGAAUUAAUCUGAGAAGAAUAUCAAUGGCUAAAUAUUAUAAUACUCACAUAAUACAACCAUUAGACAUUCCUGGUUUACAUAUCCAGACAUGUAGGGAACAUCAUGAUGGCGACCUUCUUUCAUCAGCUGCUCAACUGAAGCAGGUAGAAAUGUCUCCACUCCAGGAACCACCAGUUCUGGCGUUGGCACGAACGAGCAUUUGA
This is a messenger RNA of Gryllus bimaculatus (two-spotted cricket), 573 nucleotides long. Lineage: Eukaryota; Metazoa; Arthropoda; Insecta; Orthoptera; Gryllidae. The record is from the annotation of a GenBank genome assembly.